This is a messenger RNA of Tripterygium wilfordii, 1688 nucleotides long. RefSeq names its product alcohol dehydrogenase-like 7. Gene Ontology annotation, molecular function: S-(hydroxymethyl)glutathione dehydrogenase [NAD(P)+] activity; zinc ion binding. Gene Ontology annotation, biological process: formaldehyde catabolic process. Bases 399 to 1556 code for a protein of 385 amino acids. Lineage: Eukaryota; Viridiplantae; Streptophyta; Magnoliopsida; Celastrales; Celastraceae. Gene Ontology annotation, cellular component: cytosol. The transcript is spliced from 10 exons. The record is from RefSeq and is a predicted model, not a curated record.
CACGCUACAAGGUCGUCCAUGACUUCAAUCGAUGUAAAGAAAGGAAAAUGCACACGAUGGGCGAAUGGGCCGCCAUGCCAAUAAUACGCAUCUUAAGAUAAGUCUAAAAAUACUAAAAACCAACCAACUUCAAUAAUUUUAUGUUUUAUAGAGCUUGAUUUGAUUAACCCUCCAUACCCACUAUUGAUUCUCAUAAUUUUGGCAUCUUGUGUUUGGGAAGACUUGAGAGAUUGAAACAAAGGCGGAAACUUCAACGUUCACAUCAAAUACAGAGUGUCCUCUUCAUUGUUUACAGAUUAAAUAUCCUCUCCAUAUCUGCAUCUGCAACUAAUAUUCAGCAAGUGCAGGAGUCCAGAACCCCCCAACUGUUUGUUCAAUCGUGUGCUUGAUCGUCGGACAUGGCUGAUAAGGGGACUGCAGGGAACCCUAUUCGAUGCAGAGCUGCGGUUGCUCGCGAACCGGGGAAGCCUCUGGUGAUAGAGGAGAUUAUGGUGGCUCCACCAAGUCCUCAUGAAGUCAGGAUUAAGAUCAUAUGCACUUCUCUCUGUCACACUGAUCUCUACUUUUGGCGAUUGCCGGUAAUUCCUCAUUCGUAUCCAAGAAUUUUGGGUCAUGAGGCUGUCGGGAUUGUGGAGAGUGUAGGAGAGUAUGUGGAGGAAGUGACUGAAGGGGACAUGGUUAUACCAACGUUCUUGUCCGAAUGUAAAGAAUGUGCGGAUUGCAAAUCAGAAGAGAGCAACCUAUGUUCAAAACUCCCUUUCAAGAUCUCUCCCUGGAUGCCUAGAUAUGACACCAGCAGAUUCACUGACAUCAACGGCGAAGCUUUGUACCAUAUGAUUCAUGUAUCGAGUUUCAGUGAGUAUACUGUAGUUGAUGUUGCCAAUAUCUGCAAGAUUGAUCCUACAGUCCCUCCGAACCGAGCUUGCCUCCUUGGUUGUGGAGUGUCAACAGGAUUUGGAGCUGCUUGGAAAACUGCAAAUGUGAAGGCAGGAUCGACUGUCGCGAUAUUCGGGCUGGGAUCAAUUGGAUUAGCAGUUGCAGAGGGAGCAAGACUAUGCGGUGCUGCCAGAAUCAUAGGAGUAGAUAUAAAUCCUAAAAAAUUUGAAGUUGGAAAAGUCUUUGGACUAACUGAUUUUAUCAGUGCUGAAAAAUCCGAGAACAGUAAACCAAUAAGCCAGGUAAUCAAAGAGAUUACUGAUGGAGGUGCGGACUAUUGCUUUGAAUGUGUUGGUUUCUCACCGUUGGUGCGUGAAGCUUAUGCGUCCUGUCGAAAGGGUUGGGGGAAGACAGUUGUAUUAGGUUUGGACAAACCAGGAGCAGAGAUAAGCCUGGACUCUCUUGAUUUUAUUCUAGAGAAAAAGAGCCUCAUUGGAUGCUUAUAUGGAGGUCUGAAAAUUAAAACUGAUAUACCAACUCUAGUAAACCUUUACAUGGACAAGGAAUUGAAUCUGGAUGAGUUUGUAACUCACGAGAUCAAAUUUGAAGACAUUAACAAAGCAUUUGAUCUACUCAUUGAAGGGAAGUGUCUCAGAUGCGUGAUUUGGAUGGACAAAUGAAAUGAGUUUCUUCUUCACCUGAUAUAUAUAUAUAUAUGAUUGGAAUAAAUUUAAAACUAACUUAUUUGUGUGGUAAUGCGUAUGAAUUAGAGAAAAUUGAUUGAGGUAAGAAAUUUUUGAGUCUUAAGAUGA